ACAUCUUGCAGAGUGCACGACACAUUACGACGGCUCCUGCUCUUGCCCCCUCCCCCUCGUCUCUCUCUUUUCUCUCUCGGCCGCUGUGUGCCGGGCGGCACGGCACAGGCAAAGGAGGAGAGGGAACGAACGCCGUUCGCGUUUCGUUCAUUUGUUACGAGUGCAAGACCGGAGAAGAACCGUAGUGUUGUUGUUUGGUGCGACAGUGCCCGAAUUUGCAGGUCAACCCCGCGUCCAAGCCCCGAGUCUCGUCCGGACGGAUCGUCCGAGUGUCCGAACGGCGCGCGUGACGUGUGCAGCAGGCCCACGGCGGCCGCGGAACCAAGAUUCACCCGUGACUCACAGGAAUAAUGAGGACCUCAGCGUGACUGCCUAAGAGCGGAGAUAUGGACAAGGACGGGGGCAAAGAGUCCAGAGGAGGGUCCUCCAAGGAUCACCAUUCAUCCAUUCCUCACAUGCCCCCAGGGGCUACCCCUAAUCUUCUUGACAGCCUGUUCGCCCAAUCUCUUUUUAACGCGGCCCAACCGGGAGGCUUUGGCAACCACUUUCCAGGAUCCUACAGCAUGCUCGGAAGACCACCUCCGUCAGCUCAGAACUCUGCCUACGGAAUCCCGCCCAGCUCUUCUGCAGGGCCCUACGGGGGACUGGGAACCCUGAGUGCGGCCGCCAAUCAGGCAGCCUCUUUGGGAAUCAAUUCAGCCAGCGCGUGGUGGAACAUGGCCUCGCAGAUUGCAGCCCAGGACUACCUCGCCAGACUGUCCGGUAGUCUCCCGUUCGGCGGUCUGACCGGCGAAAGCCUGGUCCCGGGUUUUGAUCUCCUUCAGGCCCAGCAAGCCUUAGCUGCAGCAGCGGCCACUGCUCCGGUCAAGUCCUCCGGAAAACAUUCCUCUAAGUCUGAACGAAGGAGCAACAGUCACGCGAAUUCUUCGUCUAGCCACCACACUUCUACCGCAUCGACAACUUCGAAAAGUAGUCCCUCAGUAACCACGUCCAGCUCGUUGCCAGCUGGAAUUCCCGCUUCGUCAGCCAGUAGAGUCAGUCCUGCCCCCUCUGAAGGAGCAGGUGAUCCGGCCAGUAUUCUGGGUGGGGUGCGUCUGCCUCCCGACACUGAAAUCAUCAAAUACACCUCAUCCAUCGUGGGUCCUAAAAUCCCCGGCACAACCAACAGAGGCAGAAAGAAGACCAUCUCGCUGGACCCACCCUCCGUCAGUGUGUUGCCCACAAACAUGAUGCACCCUUCAGCGUCGGGACCCACCUCGGCCAGCAUGCUGAUGACUGACCACCACCGGCGGGGCAGCAGAGGCUCUGGAGCCAAAUCUCGACAAAACAAAGAGGCUGCGCGGCGGUCCGGCUCGCCAGUUGACAGGGUUGAGGUGAUCAAGUUACCCGCAUCUUCGCCGGCCACCACCAACGGUGGCUCGGGCAUGUCCAACCUCGCCUCUCUGACCGUUCCCUCAUACGGAGGCGGCAGCAGCGAACAGGGAGAAGAUGCUCCACUCAAUUUGUCCAUGAAACCGGCGCAUAGCACAGCGCUUCCCGCUUCUGAAAAGCAAUCUCGUCGUAAACCAGGCCCUAGGCCCCGACGAGUGCCGCAGAACCCUUCAGGUCCAUCAGCUCCAUCUCCCAGUCCGUCUUUCGCCCAGCUGUUCGCCAGUAUCGACGGACCCAGACCCACAAGCUCAGCCUACAGCUCUGCUAACUCUGGCAACGAAGACUCUGACUCUCAGACAAAGGACCGACCUCGAAACCUUGGCCGUGGAGUGUCCAAGCCCAAGAAAAACACUGUGGCGUCUCUGUUGGCCCAAAGCAGAGCUCUUGGCAUCAAGCCCACCGUGGCGUCGCUCAACCACCACCAAGUGUCCCUGCUCAAGCCGCCCUCGCUGCAGUCCGAUUGCAAAAAGAUGGGUAUCACGAGCGAUGACGACAGCUCGUUGCCAGACGUGAGCAGCGAUGAGAGCGACGACGUAAACGCCAUGCUCGGCAGUGAUUCUGACAGCGCCGACGAGGAGAGAGGCCGAGGCCGCAAGAGGGAGUCGACAGACCCUGAGGACGGACCUAGCUCUGCCAAAAGGCAUAGGAGUAGUGCGUCCAUGGAAAGAGAUCUCCGAAUUCCCCUAUCCCGUGGAUGGAAGCGAGAAACCUUAAUCUGUGGCCUAGGAAAAUCUGGUUCCGUGAAGGGAGAGGUGUCUUAUAAUUCGCCGUGCGGGCAGAGGUUCAAAAACUGCACUGACAUAUUGAAAUUCCUCGAAGCGCAAGGCAUCACGGACUUAAACAAAGACAAUUUCAACUUCAGUUCAAAACUGGUGCUGGGUGAUUUCUUGCAGCCUUUGAUGCAAGGCGCGAAAGCGCCUGAGGACUGUCUUAGACUUACUGAAGAGGAAGUAGUUAUGAGGGUGGAGCAACUGCGAGUAUACAAAGCUGCCACUGCCAGCAGCAAGCCUAAGCAAAGCAGGAAUUACAGGAGGAUGAGAGAGGAAGAAUAUCUGAGGAGACAAUAUGAGGCACAGCACUUGGCAAGAAUCGCACAAGGACACAAAUUGGCACAACAGUUGGAAAAGGAGAAGAGCCAGAUGGCCGCGCGAGAAGCCAAGAGAAUCGCCAAGGAGGAAGCUCAAAAAAUCAAGGAACAGUUGAGAAUCAUGAAGGAGCACGAGAAGUUUGAACGGCAAGAGACCUUGAGGAGAGAGCGUGAACACAAAGCUAUGCAGAUGCACGAGGCUCGACGGAAACGUCAGCAAGAGCUGGAAGAUCAGCGGUUGGAAGAACAGCAGCGCAAAGCCAAGGAAAGAGAACACAAGAGACAGCAGGCUGUUUUGUUGAAGGAACAAGCUGUGCAACUGUACAUGCAGGAGCUCACUAAGCAAAGGGAGAUGCUCUACUCUGUCGAAAUGGAGCGAGAGCGGCGACGGCAACACAUGGUGCUGGUGAAGUCCCUCGAGUCCAGGCGGCGCUUCGAAGACCGCGAGAAGAGGCGCUUGGAGCAGAAGGCGGAAAAGCAGGCGAGCAGAGAGCGCCGCGAGGAACAGCGACGAGCCGAGAUCGAGCUGCUGAGGGAGCUGCGCAAGCCUGCUGAAGAUAUGGCGUUAUUCGCAACUCCAGAACACAAGGACAUGCCGAUUUUGAACCGCAUUCCUGGACUAAAACUGGCUGGCGAGGCGUUUGCGGACACUCUAAUGGUGUUUGAGUUCCUGCACAACUUUGGAGAAACGCUCGGUUUUGAUAUGGAAAGUCUGCCUUGUUUGAACAGUCUACAAAUGGCUCUCCUCAACGAUGAAGAGGCUGAAGAGGAGCUUCUCUCUGUGAUGACCCAUUUGCUAGUAUGUGCAAUAGAAGAUCCAGGAAUACCGAAUCCAGCGCGGCACACCACACUGCUGGGCCAGUCGCUCAGACAGGCUGACAUUACACACACAAACUUAUCAGAAAUACUACGCAUCUACCUCUACGCAAACGCUACUGGAGAAGUGAAAGCUCUCUAUGGUGUAACAUACGAAAGAGAACGAGAGAAAAAGGAACCAAAUCGCAACCAAGCAUUUUUGGACCGAAUGAAGGAUAACCAGACGUGCAUUAUGUCCGAGUGGCUGCGCACCACGCCAUUCCUCGCACUCAGUCCCACGCGCAAAGCGGCCAUUCUCGCAUUUAUAUGCAACGAGUUGCUUCAGAACAAGGCCGUGUGCCGGCAAAUUGAUGCCUCGAUCGAAAAUGUUGCUCAGCUUAGAAAAGACAGAUGGGCUAUCGAUGGAAAGAUUAGAAAGCUUAGGAUGAUGCAUGGCCGAAAGGCUCGUAUGGAGCAAAUCGCUGCAGUAACAAAACAGCAUGAAAAUUCUCUGGCGCCGCCCACGCCUGAGAAAGAAGGAAUGGAUGGCGGAGAGAGUAAAGACGGAACGAAAGACUUGGAGAAAAGCGAGCCUGAUAAGAAAAACGACAUCGAUGAUGACGAUGAUGAAGAAAGUGGAAACGAAAGUGAAGGAACCACAGCAGAGGUUGAGGUUCCUGAGGAGGAUGAGGAUAAGAAAAUGACUGCAGAAGAGUUGCAGAAAAAGCUGGAGAAAGUGUCCAAGCAAAGUGAACAGUGGAUGCAAGACUUGAGCAGUGCAGCUCAGCAACUGCGCGCCAUUUGCUUUGGUCAGGACCGGUAUUGGCGACGCUACUGGUCCCUGCCGCGAGCUGGAGGCAUUUUCGUAGAAGCUAUUGAAUCGGCAGAGCCCGAGAUGUUCAGUGAGGGCGAAGACGGUCCAGAGGAACCAGAGGAGAUUGAUGAGGCCGCUGCCGCUGAAGACGAAGGCAACAAGGAAGGCAAAGAUGCUGAUGAGGAAAAAUCAGAGGAGGCAUCUGAAAAGCAGGAUGAAGAUGCCGAGAAAAAGGAGGCUAUCGUGGAAAAUGGUCUGAAGGAGGAGAAAGAGGACACUCCUGAUGUCGAAAUGAAGGACGAGUCGCUUGUAGAAAAACCAGAAGCGGAAGCUGUGAAGGCGGAGCCCAUCAAGGCUGAGGCGACGCCUAAAAAGGAAGAACCUGAGGAGAUGGAGGAAGACGACCUAGACAACAGCGAGCGGUUCAACCCCAUCAACCACUUAAUGCGCUGGGGCUCGCCCAGCAUCUACAACGGAGCCAAAGAUCUCAACGGCAGCUACAACUCCAAGCUGGAGAACAGCACCACUUCGACGUACAGCGGCAUGGCCUCGCCGGGCAACCUCUCCCUUGUGGACAAGCAGUGGUUCAGUUUGAUCCCAAAGGACGCAUGCGACGAGAACUCGCUGACCAAACCGCCGUACCGCAGCUCUGCCAUCGGAGUGCCGCUCACCAAGGGUGUAGGCGAGAUCCGAAUUCCAUGGUUCCCGCGGCCGCAGACAAGCGCCUCUCCGCUACCCGCUGCCUCGCCGGCGCCAUCCAGCAGACCCAGCCUCUGUGAUUCCCCGCCUUUGUACUCUGCCGAAGAGACUGCACUGCACAUUGAGCACCUCAAACGGCUUGGCGAAACUGUUGAGUCUGAGCCCAGACCCAUUCCAAGAGACAAAAGACGCGGCUGGUGGCGGAUCACGGAUCCGGAAAAGAUGCAGACGUUGAUCACCAACUGCCAUCCGCGUGGCGUUCGUGAGAGGGAGCUGAAGCGCACGGUGAGCAGAUACAUGGAGUACGUCGCCGAGUCCGGCAGCCAGUUCUUCCUUGUGAAGCUCUGCGCUCCCGGUGACACGAUUUCAACCGAUCUCAGCACUGGCGACGAGGCCAAGCCAGUCAGCAAAAGCGCUCCCAGCAGGGAUGAGCCAGACGCGUGGAGCGAGAAGGUGGCGCUCAGGGUUGACAUGCUGAUGCUUGAGCAGGUUGAGGCCUUGGAGGACAGGGUGGCCAACGCCAGUAUGCAGGUCAAGGGCUGGAAGGUGCCGCCAAGGGCGUCCACAGACGAGACCAUUCAGUUCAGAGCCUCGUGCCUCACGCCUGACGACGAGGAUGAGGAGCGACAGGAUCCCGUGAUGAUCGCCAAAGAGCGGCUGGCAGACCUCGAGGCCGCCAUCGAACGACGCUACCUGAAGCCACCAUUGGGAACCAGUUGUGAGCUGUCCCUAUCCAACUUGCAAGCGUCCGAUCAGCACAAGGCACCGCCGAGUCCGUCGUCUCCUUCUGGGGAGCCGGACACCCUUCCCAAGGGUCUGGUUACCUGGAGGGAUGGCGUGGUGAAGGCAAAGACUGCCGCCCAACUUGCCAUGGUGUUCUACAUGCUCGAGGCGUCCAUUGCCUGGGACAAGAGUAUCAUGAAAGCAGUGAGUGAUUCGUCUGCUAAUAUGAGUAACUGCCAGUUCUGCAGUUCUGGAGACAACGAGGACAAACUGCUGCUUUGCGAUGGCUGCGACAAGGGGUACCACAUGUACUGCUUCAAGCCCAAGAUCGAAAGCGUCCCUGACGGAGACUGGUACUGCUUUGAGUGUCGCAACAAGGCCACCGGCGAGAGAAACUGCAUCGUGUGCGGGAAGCGUGGCGUUGGCAAGAAUCUGGUGCUGUGCGACUCCUGUCCAAGGGCCUACCACCUUGAGUGUCUCACUCCCCCCAUUGCUAAGGUGCCUCGCGGGAAAUGGUUCUGCCCCAGCUGCAACUCGAAGAACCCGAAAAAGCGUGGUCGCCGGCCAAAAAUGAGUGAGUCCGAGGGCAGCUCCGUAGUCGGUGGCGACUACGAGGGUGCCGCCUCCACCACAGUCACUUCCACCUCCACCACAAACACCUCCUCGAGCCCCCCCUCGUCCACCCCAGCCAAUUCCGCCUCCCCUCCAGCCAAGAAGGACCGCAACAAAAAAUUAGCCCGCGAGCUCACGGCAUGCAAGACUUUGCUGGACGAGCUGGAGGCGCACGAUGAGGCGUGGCCCUUCCUCUUGCCGGUGAACACAAAACAGUUCCCGACGUACCGUAAAAUAAUCCGAUCACCCAUGGAUCUCAGCACAAUUAGAAAGCGACUCACAGAAGGAGUAUACAAAGGGCGAGAGGAAUUCUGCGCCGAUGUCCGAGUGAUCUUCAACAACUGUGAAACGUUCAACGAGGACGACUCGCCGGUGGGCAAAGCCGGGCACAGCAUGCGCUCGUUCUUCGAGGCGCGCUGGAUCGAACUCUGGAACGGCAAUCAACACUGAGGAAAGCGACCCCGGGCGUCGCAGCCGGACGACUCGGGGUAGUGAUACAAAAAAAACAAAUACUGGAACGAACGCGCAGAAUUUUAGGAUCGACAGAAUGAUUGGUCAUGCCUUGGUGCACCGCCACAGAAGGUGCUCGUUUUAACACACCGCGCUAUCUUUUCCUUUGUUAACCUACCCCACCCACCCAAUCGCCCACCCAGCCAGAAACCCCCGCCCCCUGACGGGGAGAACGACGAAGAUGGUCCUUUUCUUGUAAAUAAUAGUAAAUAUUGAAAAAAAAUAUUGAUGCUAAAUAUAUUUGUGACGACGACGAUACGUUCAACUAUUUUAUUUUCGCAAUUUACCCAGUUGAUUCGCUCUGUGGGCAGAAUGUUCAUAAAUGAAAUAGCGUUGUAUCUAUGGCUGUAAUGUUUUUAGAUUCUUAGAAGGUAACACAAAGCAGAAAUUACACGAACCGAAAGGGGACAGUGUUGUAUACAAGGAAUUUCACUUUCACUUAUCUGCUGCCGAACGUUUUCAAUUACUUCAAAUAUACAUGGAAACUGCAUCAUCUCUCUCUUGUGUUGAACAGAUGUGUGAUAGAAAUUGAAAAACGAUAAUACAUAUAUAUUUAUUCCAGAUUGGGAUACACGAUGAGCGAAACCUCGUACUCUCUCAUUAUCUCCAGCUAUCUAUUUCUCUCUCUCUCUCUCUAUCUCUGUCUUAAAUACCUUCAGUGGGCCAAUGUAUUUUUGUAUGUUUCUCUUUGAAUUUUAUUUUUCUGUUGUUUUAUGAAAUGAAAAGAAAAAGACGUCUCUCUUUGUUCCGAAAACUCUGUGUCAACCAGGGUGCCAUACACGUAAUUAUUCUUACGAUUUGUUCUCUUUUUCCACUUCUUUUUACUCUCCGUUGUGGAAAAUUACAUUUUAUCGACUUACACAAUGCAAUUCUUGGUGUCUGCAAGGAGUUACUUGUUUUUCAAAAGAUUUGUGUGCACCAAAAAUAAUGAAAAUAUUUGUAGUUGAUGCUUAUUUAUUAAAAUUGAGAAAAUAAAUUUGAA
Messenger RNA from Cloeon dipterum, 7653 nucleotides. Its product is annotated as bromodomain adjacent to zinc finger domain protein 2B-like. Gene Ontology annotation, molecular function: protein binding; DNA binding. Gene Ontology annotation, cellular component: chromatin. Bases 387 to 6611 code for a protein of 2074 amino acids. The record is from RefSeq and is a predicted model, not a curated record. The transcript is spliced from 31 exons. NCBI's taxonomy places the organism in Eukaryota, Metazoa, Arthropoda, Insecta, Ephemeroptera, Baetidae.